Fragaria vesca subsp. vesca is the source of this 1257-nucleotide messenger RNA. RefSeq names its product putative F-box/LRR-repeat protein At4g13960-like. NCBI's taxonomy places the organism in Eukaryota, Viridiplantae, Streptophyta, Magnoliopsida, Rosales, Rosaceae. The record is from RefSeq and is a predicted model, not a curated record. The coding region runs from base 1 to 1257 and encodes 418 amino acids. Gene Ontology annotation, molecular function: protein binding. The transcript has 4 exons.
AUGAAUUCGAAAGCAAAGCAGCAGUUGAGAGUUCAAGAUAGGAUCAGUGGAUUACCAGAUGAACUUCUUUGGCACAUGCUUUCGUUUCUUGAGACCAAAUAUGCUGUGAGAACCUGUAUUCUGUCUACAAGAUGGAAGAACAUACGGGCAUCUGUUCCUACUAUGGACUUUGACCAGACAAGUUUUCAUGACCCUAAGAAAUUUUGGGCAUUUAUUGAUUAUGUACUUCUCUUCCGUUGCUCAUCAAACAUUAAAAAAUUUCGGCUUUGUCUGAGGGGCAAUGGUGUUGCCCAGUCUCGUUUUGAUGCGUUGAUCAACACUGUCAUUGGGCUCAGUGUUGUUGAACUUGAUCUAUGUGCUGCAUAUCCAUGUCAGUUUAGGAAUUUUGAUUUGCCUAAAAGCCUUGUCAUGUGCAAAACCCUGACGCUAAGAAUACGUUUCACUAAUUAUGGUCAUGAUACUGCUGGCUACAGCUAUUUCAUCAAUUGCCCAAAGCUUGAAAUUCUUGAUUUGGUAGAGGAGGCUUCCUCAACGUAUCAUUGGGCUCAAGCAAAAUCCGUAGUCAAAGCCAGAAUUUAUCUACUUCAGCCUUAUUCAACUGAACAGCCUAGUUUCCAGACUGCGCUUUUGGCAGGAGCAUGCAAUGUUACAGAUUUAUGUCUUUCUGCUCAUUGUUUUGAGGUUGGCUAUCUGCCUGCAUAUGAAAAUUUGAGACAGUUGAAGAUGGUGAUGAUUCAAGAUUGCUUUUGCGGGGACUUGCUUACAGAGUUACUCAAAAGAUCACCUAUCCUGGAGUCUCUUGUCUUAGAACGUGAAGUCAAGGAUUGUCUUCAAAAAGACUCUGAUCACGACAAAGGGUCAGAUGAUGAAGAAGACUCCGAGAGUGAAGAGUGUUGUGAGCAUGAAGAGGGCUGUGAGCACGAAGAAGACUCUGAGCAUGAAGAGGGCUCAGACCACGAAGAUGGGUCAGAGAAUGAACAAAGGUCAGAUCAUGAAGAAGGGUCAGAGCAUCAAUGGAAUCCUCCAGAUUGUGUGCCUAAAUGUUGUUUGUUACACCUGAAGAUUGUCUCCAUAGAGGCAUCCAUGGGAAACGGCAAUGAGUUGGAAGUGGCAAAGUACUUGCUGAAGUAUGGUCAAGUUUUGAAUAAGAUGACCAUAUGUGUGAACCAUCUUAAUGUGAAUGAAAAAGAGAAGAUUUAUAAGGAGAUUUUAAUUGUUCCUAGGGGUUCAAGAACUAGCAUAAUUGAAUUCAUCUAG